GUCCCCGUGGGUGCAGCCCCUCAGGGCAGUGCAGGACUUUGGGGUCCCCGUGUGUGAGCCCUUAGAGGGGAGUGCAGGAUUUUGGGGUCCCAUUGGGUGCAGCCCCUGUAGGGCAGUGCAGGAUUUUGGGGUCCCCUUGGGUGCAGUUCUUGGAGGGGAGUGCAGGAUUUUGGGGAUCACCUUGGGUGCAAGGCAGUGCAGAAUUUUGGGGUCCCCUUGGGUGCAGCCGCUGCAGGGCAGGGCAGGAUUUUGGGGUCCCCUUGGGUGCAGCGGAGUGCAGGAUUUUGGGGUCCCCACGGGUGCAGCCCCUUGAGGGCGGUGCAGGAUUUUGGGGUCCCCUUGAGUGAAGGGCAGUGCAGAAUUUUGGGAUCCCUGCCCUUAGAGGGGAGUGCAGGAUUUUGGGGGGUCCCUUUGAGUGCAGCCCCUUGAGGGCGGUGCAGGAUUUUGGGGGGUCCCUGGGAGUGCAGCCCCUAGAAGGGAGUGCAGAAUUUUGGGGGGUUCCCUUGGGUGCAGAGCAGUGCAGGAUUUUGGGGUCCCCUUGAUCGCAGCCCUUAGAAGGGAGUGCAAGAUUUUGGGGUCCCCGUGGGUGCAGCCCCUUGAGGGCAGUGCAGGAUUUUGGGGUCCCCGUGGGUGCAGCCCCUUGAGGGCGGUGCAGGAUUUUGGGGUCCCCUUGGGUGCAGCCUCUGUAGGGGAGUGCAAGUUUUGGGGUCCCCUUGGGUGCAGCCUUUGGGGUUGCUCUGUAGAACUCGGGGCCCCCCGGGGGUGUCACCUCUCAGGGGUUUUUGGGGUGCCCCCGAAGUGUUCCCUUUGAGGGGGGGGUGUUGCUGGGUUUUGGGGUUCAUUCGCCUGAGCUAGCAGGGUUUGGAGGUCCCCAAAUUAAUCACUGCAGGAGAGGGUCCUCAAGAGGUUUGGGGGGGCUUUGGUACCCCCAGAAAUCGGGGAGGUGUUGGGGUGCCCCAAGGAGCCCCUGGCUUGGGGGUGACUCUGAGGAACCCCAUUUUUGGGGUGACACUGAAGACUCCGUUUUGGGGUGACCCUGAGCCCCAUCAGUUUGGAGGUGACCCCAAGACCCGCUGGUUUUGGGGGUGACCCCUGCAACCCCCACAUUUGGGAGUGCCCCAAACCCCGCUUUUGCCGUAUCCCCGAGACACCCCCAUUUCUGAGUACCCCCUGCCUCACCCCCGUUUUUGGGGUGACCCUGAGGACCCCCCCGUUUUUGGGGGUGACCCGGUGGCCGUUUCGGGGUGCCGGGGCCAUGGCGUGGGCGCUGAAGCUGCCGCUGGCGGACGAGGUGAUCGAGUCGGGGCUGGUGCAGGAUUUCGACGCCAGCCUCUCGGGCAUCGGGCAGGAGCUGGGUGCUGGCGCCUACAGCAUGAGCGACGUCCUGGCCCUGCCCAUCUUCAAGCAGGAGGAGUCCAGCCUGCCCCCCGAGAGCCAGGACAAGCUGCUGCCCUUCCAGUACGUGCUGUGCGCCGCCACCUCGCCCGCCGUCAAGCUGCACGAUGAGACCCUCACCUACCUCAACCAAGGUCAAUCCUAUGAGAUCCGGAUGUUGGACAACAGGAAACUCGGGGAGCUGCCCGAGAUCAACGGGAAGCUGGUCAAGAGCAUCUUCCGGGUGGUUUUCCACGACCGGCGGCUGCAGUACACGGAGCACCAGCAGCUGGAGGGCUGGAGGUGGAACAGACCUGGCGACAGGAUCCUGGACAUAGAUAUCCCGAUGUCCGUGGGCAUCAUCGACCCCCGCGCGAACCCGACCCAGCUCAACACCGUGGAGUUCCUGUGGGACCCCUCCAAGAGGACCUCGGUCUUCAUCCAGGUGCACUGCAUCAGCACGGAGUUCACGCUGCGCAAGCACGGCGGCGAGAAGGGCGUUCCCUUCCGCGUGCAGAUCGACACCUUCCGCGAGAACGAGAGCGGCGAGUACACCGAGCACCUGCACUCCGCCAGCUGCCAGAUCAAGGUGUUCAAGCCCAAAGGAGCGGACCGGAAGCAGAAGACGGACCGGGAGAAGAUGGAGAAGCGAACGCCGCACGAGAAGGAGAAGUACCAGCCCUCAUACGAGACCACCAUCCUGACCGAGUGCUCGCCCUGGCCCGAGGUCACCUACGUGCCCAACGCGCCCUCGCCCGGCUUCAACAGCUCCCACAGCAGCUUCUCCAUCGGGGACGGCAGCGGGUCCCCGAGCCACCAGCCCGACCCCCCCGCGCCCCUGGCUGACACGCUGCUGCCCACCUGGAGCCCGCAGGAGGCUCAGCAGUGGCUGCACCGCAACCGCUUCUCCACCUUCUCACGGCUCUUCAGGAACUUCUCAGGGGCAGAUCUGCUGAAGCUGACACGGGAGGAUGUGAUCCAGAUCUGUGGCCCCGCUGACGGCAUCCGGCUCUUCAACGCCCUCAAGGGCAGGAUGGUGCGGCCCCGCCUGACCAUCUACGUGUGCCAGGAGUCGCAGCAGGUGAGGGAGCCCCAGCACGAGCACGAGGACGGCGACGGAGGCAGCGGCACCUUCUUUGUGUACCACGCCGUGUACCUGGAGGAGCUGACGGCGGCCGAGCUGGCAGAGAAGCUGGCACAGCUGUUCCGGGUGCCCGCCCAGCACAUCCAGCACAUCUACAAACAGGGCCCCACGGGCAUCCACGUGCUGGUCAGCGACCAGAUGAUCCAGAACUUCCAGGAUGAAUCCUGCUUCGUCCUGGACACCCUGAAAGCCGAGACCAAUGACAGCUACCACAUCAUCCUGAAAUAGGGGCAGCUGAGGGACAGGUGAGGAGCACCUGCGGCCUCUCAGCACACCUGGACACCCUCCACGAGGACACAGCAGAGAUUUGGGAACCCCAGGUGUGCUCACCUGGCCAUCCCCCCUCGCAAUGAACUCCUGGACACCUUCUGGAGAGCUCCCAGGUGUGGUCAUCUGGCCCACCACCCUCCAAAGGAACACCUGGAGAGCCCCCAGGUGUGCUCACCUGGCCACCACCCUCCAAAGGAACACCUAGAGAGCCCGCAGGUGUGGUCACCUGGCCACCCCUCCCUCAAAAAGAACACCUGGAAAGCCUC
Messenger RNA from Melospiza melodia melodia, 3054 nucleotides. It is a transcript of the gene TFCP2, whose product is annotated as transcription factor CP2. Gene Ontology annotation, biological process: positive regulation of transcription by RNA polymerase II. The coding region runs from base 1256 to 2746 and encodes 496 amino acids. The record is from RefSeq and is a predicted model, not a curated record. NCBI's taxonomy places the organism in Eukaryota, Metazoa, Chordata, Aves, Passeriformes, Passerellidae. Gene Ontology annotation, cellular component: nucleus. The transcript is spliced from 15 exons. Gene Ontology annotation, molecular function: RNA polymerase II cis-regulatory region sequence-specific DNA binding; DNA-binding transcription activator activity, RNA polymerase II-specific.